This is a messenger RNA of Cylindrotheca closterium, 1302 nucleotides long. Lineage: Eukaryota; Bacillariophyta; Bacillariophyceae; Bacillariales; Bacillariaceae. The record is from the annotation of a GenBank genome assembly.
AUGCGAGCCUCUACAAUUGCUGCUACAUUUAUUGUGGCUGUGAUUUCCGCAAAAGCACAGCGUGUCUAUGUAGAUGACUAUGAGAAAAGACACACUGUAUCCGGAAAACCUAAGAUUGUCACGUUUGCUCAUACAGCAGUAUCAUUGUUUGAUUAUGGCCUUACAACCGACCAACUGAUAGGAACCUAUGGCGAAUACGUCAUCGAGAAAUCUGAUAUUGAUUUCAAUUCACCUGAACAGACUUCCAGCUACACGGGAGAUCCAGAGCCAGAAGACCUUGUCAGGCUUCAGACUGUGGCAAACUUGUCGCCAGAAUGCGCCCAAAAGCCAGGGUACUGUACUCACUUCAACCUGACAAUGCUUCUGGAAUUGGAUCCUGACUUCUUGAUUGUGCAUGGCUAUGGGGAAAGUCCCUGGGGGUUUCAGAAUUUCGCCGAGGUUACCGAUGCCUUUCCAAAGGAAAAGAUAAUAUUCAAUGAUAUUGCAUUGGAAGGCCAAGGAUGCUCGAAUCAUACAAAGUGCUUUGGAAAGUCCAUGAUUGACAUCGUUGAACAGUAUCGGGAUUUGGCGGCUUUUUUAGGUUUUGAUGAGCCAGCAAGCCUCGAGGAGGAUUUGAAAGACCUCUGCGCCGCUGCAGAAGAAUUUGUGUACCAGAUGGAAAUUGCUCACAACAAUGGAGUUCGUGCCAUGGCUGCAAAUCUAGCACGAAGUACCGUCUACUUUGCGAGUCCCAACACCGAUAUGGUACUGAGAAUGUUUGAAGAGCUGGGAAUGCCCUUGUUUCAUGUUGGUGCUUGCCCAAGCUGUACGCAAACAUACUUUUGGGAGUGGGUCGAAGUGGACAAGUAUUUCUCAGCGUGUCAAGAAGAGGUCUCUGAAAGUUGCAACAAUGAAACGAUGUAUCCGGUGGAUGUGUGGAUAUAUGAUCAUCGUGUUCGUGCCUCGAUUUGGAGCGAUGAAUUUGCAGUCCAGUUUCCGGAUAAGGCCCUACUUGCCAAGCAAUAUGCGGAAUGGCCAUUGGGUGGGCGCAAGAUUACACCUCGCCACGCAAUCGAAAUUCUCGAGUCUGUGGGUCCCGUAUUGGCCAGUGCUACAAGAUUGCAUCCGCCGACGGCUUGUAUCCCAGAUCUCGAUGUUUCUUCCAACAUCUUUCGUCGGUCGGGCGCUGAUCCAAGCAGAGGUGCUGGCGCAGAUCUGGACGAUGGGAAAGCUACUGGAGAAGAUAGGAGUGGAACAACUCAUUCUAUCAGAAGUUUUCUGGGAAUACUAGUAGCAUGUUGGUUCGGGGUCAUGCUGACGUAA